CGAGCUUUAAGGGAAAGCUGGGUAAACCAAUCCAGAUAGCAUAUAGAGAGGGGGUUUUCUCCAUCCCCGGCGAGGCUCCGGCAGCAGGAUUUUUAUCUCUCGGUCUUCAGGAUGAAGCUCUGCGCGAGCGGAAGGGUCAACACAGAUAGAUCACUCACUAAUUCCAGACUUAGCUGGUCUCCUUUGGAAAACUAACAUAAAUGCUGUCUCCCUGUGGUCAAGCCCUUUAAACACAUGAGAGGGAAGGAACACAGACAAACCAUGAAAAAGAUAUACAUUGGCAAAACCGCCUUAAAAGUCCCCCGAAAUGGCGGCAAACAUCCGAAAAAGAGCUCAUUGCUGGAGCAGAAGGAGGACUUACGGAAAAGACUUAACUACACAACACACAAGCUGGAGCUACUGCAGAGCGAAUUUGACUCCACGCGGCAGUACCUGGAGACGGAGCUGCGCAGAGCACAGGAGGAGCUGGACAAGUUUACUGAUAAACUGCGCAGAAUACAAAGUAGCUACUCAGCACUGCAGAGGAUCAACCAGGAUCUGGAGGAGAAGAUCCACAGAAAUUCACAGCACCACGACGAUGAAAAGCGUGCUCUGAGCAGAGAGAUCAUCGUCCUCAACAACCACCUGAUGGAGGCAAAGCUCACCAUCGAGAAGCUUCAAGAAGACAAUGAAAUGUACAGAAAGGACUGUAACCUGGCUGCUCAGCUUCUGCAGUGCAACAAGUCUCUUUACAGGGCCCAACUCUCAGAGCUGCCUGCUGACUUCCAGGAACGCCUGACCAUGCACCUGGAGGAGUCUCCCCUCUGUCACACCUACUCUGACUCUGUCCCGACCUCUCUCAUUGCCAAAGUGCUUGAAAAGCCAGAUGAGGCUUGCAGCAGCAGCCAGGCCUCCCGCUCCCCCAGCCCGCAAACACAGGAACAUGCCUUUAUUUUGGAGAGUUUGGGUCCCGGAGAGCGUUUGGGGCUACGCGGAGCCUAUAAAACUGACCUGUACAGCAGUGACACAGCCCUGUAUUGCCCUGAUGACCGUCACCGUGAGCGGAGGCCCAGCAUGGAUAUUCACGGCGAGAGGAAGCUGCUGUACGGGCCGCAGAACUCCACCGACAGUACUCCAGAGGAAGGUUCGGUUGGGUUGAGAGCUGGCUUCUCCCAGGAGCACUUUGCUAAGUUCCCUCCCCCACUGGGUGCAGCCUCCAGUUCUUACUCGAGUUUUAGUGGAGGGGGGUCUGAGGACAAAGGCAACGGACCGCCCAGCAGUGCAGCUUCUUCCCCCCACCAUCACUCACUCUACAUGGAAUGGAGGGAUGCAGGGGACUAUGAGAGAAAGAGUGACUCAUCCUGGGAGAGGGACAGUCCACGGGGCUUUGCCAAUGCUCAUCCCUUCCAACAGACAGAGCUGAGCCACCAUCAGAACGGCAGCUCUCCCGUCUACAGCCGUACCAUGUCCUCCUGUUUCAGUGAGCCCUAUGAGCCGCUCCCCCCGUCCUCCUCCCCAAGCGUCGCCUAUGGAGACAGCCGUAGAGGCAGCACAUUGGCCCCCGAGGAAGAGGAGCUGAUUGGUCGGUGGAGACAACUUAGCGUGGAGGACUUAAGUGCUCACACCUACCGCAGCCCAGGACGGGCCUCACCUUACAGCUUCUCGGAGCAGCACUUCUCCGUCCGUCCCGCCAAGAUUCGACUUGGGCCGCUCUACAGCAGUUUCCAGGAAGGGGCUGACUACUACCACCACGGAGUGGAUGUCAUGGACCCAGUGUGGGUAGCUGCCAGCCCCAGCCCCGAAUGCAGCCCAGGGCUGCGCCAGGCUCACAGCCAAGCUCACCUGUACCGAGCUGAGGACAGUCAGGGGUCAGAGCACAGCUUGUACCACUCAGGGAGCUCUAAAGACAGGGAGGGAAAUGUCGCAUCUGGAGGCCAGAGCACUGAUUAUGUAGACCCCAGCCCCAACAGCUCCACUGAGUCUCUCCACCAGAGAUCUCUGGAGAUGGCCGCAGAACUGCAGCACUAUCAAGUGGAGAUGCACAGCGUGCCUGCACAGGUGAGCCAGUCGCCACCACCAGCCCCACCCCCUCCUCCUCCGUACAACCAAAAAUUUGGCUCCCUGGGACUUUCCAGGAAGGACAGUCUGACUAAGGCGCAGCUUUAUGGAACACUUCUGAACUGAAGGACUUUCCAAUCAGGUUGCAUCUUCAAUAGUAGACACAGAGCCCUGGUUUGUUCAGCUACACCUUCUCGUAGUGCAGCCAUUGUGAUGGCUUGAAUAGCAGCCAGGAAUGAGUUAUUCAGUAUCAUGAACAUGUAACUAUUGCUGAUCAUUUAAAAGCACUGAUGGCGUGGCAGUGGAUGGCGAUUGUUUACAUUAUAAAUUUCUCAAGGCAGUAAGUCAAGUUAGGGGUCAGAUGUGGGGAAACGGACAAAGAGGAGCUCACAGAGUCCUUAAAACUUUUGAGAAUGUGUAUGUGUUAAACUACAAAUGUACAAAUAUAUACUAACUUAAAAUUGAGUGAUAUAUUUUGUAUGUAGCUGUUAGCAAGAGAUACAUUUAAAAAAACAGUGCAAAAUCCUAUUGGUAAUUCUGGAACUUGUAAAUAAAAAAAAAACUUCCACUGCUUUAUUCUAAAAACCCUGAGAGAGGUAUUUUAAUUGCCCCUUGAUGUGCACAGAGAUUUGUUUCAGUCGUUAUUUUUAAUCUGCUGGAACAGCGAUGGCCUUGUGAUGAUUUACAUUGAAAGGAAGCGAAAAAACAAAGGCAAAUUAGUACCUUAAAUGAACCAUGAGAAACAUUUGUUUUGUUUUUCCUUCUGUUAAAUGGAUUUGACAGUAUUGAUGGGUGUGUUUUAUUGUUAUUGAUGGAACGUUUUGAUCUGUUUUAGCAGUCAGUAUUACUUUCUUUUUUGCUCUUCUAUAUCCCCCAAGAGAGAGGUUUCCUGUCCCCUUUCUACCUCAGAUUUGGAUGCCCACACCCCACCAAACCACUGUAACCCCGUUUAUUUCACAAUGAUGCAUGUUUAUAUAUUUUGGUUGUUUUGUUUGCCUAA
Messenger RNA from Oreochromis aureus, 3037 nucleotides. RefSeq lists its product as uncharacterized. The record is from RefSeq and is a predicted model, not a curated record. The transcript has 7 exons. Gene Ontology annotation, cellular component: synapse. Bases 235 to 2163 code for a protein of 642 amino acids. NCBI's taxonomy places the organism in Eukaryota, Metazoa, Chordata, Actinopteri, Cichliformes, Cichlidae.